This is a messenger RNA of Malania oleifera, 2044 nucleotides long. Its product is annotated as cytochrome P450 93B2-like. The record is from RefSeq and is a predicted model, not a curated record. Gene Ontology annotation, cellular component: membrane. The coding region runs from base 47 to 1714 and encodes 555 amino acids. NCBI's taxonomy places the organism in Eukaryota, Viridiplantae, Streptophyta, Magnoliopsida, Santalales, Ximeniaceae. Gene Ontology annotation, molecular function: iron ion binding; heme binding; oxidoreductase activity, acting on paired donors, with incorporation or reduction of molecular oxygen, NAD(P)H as one donor, and incorporation of one atom of oxygen. The transcript has 2 exons.
CACCUCUCAAAUUUUUUAUUGCAGUUUGCAAGCGUGCGCCGUCAUUAUGAUACUCCAGCUCCUUUGCUACGCCACCCUCUUCCUCCUCUCCUUCCUCCUCCUCCGCGCCACCCUCUCCUCCCUCGCUCACCGUCACCUCCGCCUGCCCCCGGGCCCGCUGGCCCUCCCCGUCAUCGGCCACUUCCACCUCCUCGGCCCCCUCCUCCACCGCUCCUUCCACCACCUCUCCUCCCGCUACGGCCCCCUCAUCUUCCUCCGCCUCGGCUCCGUCCCUGCCGUCAUCGCGGCCUCUCCCGAGCUCGCCAAAGAACUGCUCAAGACAAACGAGCUCACCUUCGUCUCCCGCCACCAGUCCGCCGCAAUCGACUACCUCAUGUACGACGCCGCCUUCGCCUUCGCCCCCUACGGGCCUUACUGGAAGUUAGUGAAGAAGCUGAGCAUGACCAAGCUCAUCGGAGCCCAACCCCUCUCUCGGUUCGCCCACUUACGCGCCGCCGAGCUCCGCCACCUCAUCCGGUGGGUGGCCAAGAAAGCGGAGGCUGGGGAACGCGUGAACGUGACGCAAGAGCUGCUGAAGCUGACGAACAACGUGAUAUCGCAGAUGAUGCUGAGCAUGCGGUGUUCGGAGGCGGAGGGGAAGGCGGACGCGGCAAGGAGGGUGGCGCGUGAGGUGACGCAGAUAUUCGGGGAGCUGAACGUGUCGGAUUUCAUAUGGGUGUGCCGGAGAUGGGACGUGCAGGGGUUCCGGAAGAGGUUCACGGACAUAAGGAGGAGGUACGAUGCGCUGAUAGAGGAGAUCAUCACUGAGAGGGAAGGCGUGAGGAAGAAGCUGAAGAGAAUCGGCGACGGAGGAGGGGAGGAGGGUGUGAAGGAUUUUUUGGACAUUUUGCUUGAUAUUAUUGAAGACGAGAAUUCGGAGAUGAAGAUUAGUAGGGUUCACAUUAAAGCUUUAAUUUUGGUGAGUAUUUAUAUAUUAACCUAUUUAAUUUGUAGAGAGUUGAAGGUCUCUAUAUACUAUUUAGAUUAUUUAAUAAUAAUAUUUUUUUUUUUUGGAUUACGCACCGAGUUUCCACGUGUCCGUUUUGCGGUCUACGUUACUAAUCUCGCGCUCCUUAAAGCCGACCCCACAACUCCAAAAGAAGGAUUUCUUCACGGCGGGUACAGACACAUCAGCCACAGCCGUCGAGUGGACACUGUCGGAGCUCAUCAACCACCCGGCCGUGCUCGAGAGAGCGCGCGAGGAGAUCGACCGGGUCAUCGGAAGGACCCGCCUCGUCGAAGAAUCCGACAGCCCGAAUCUCCCAUACAUCCAGGCCAUCAUGAAGGAGAGCUUCAGGCUCCACCCUCCCGUCCCGCUCAUCGUCAGAAAAUCCCUGCAAGAUUCCACCAUUGCCGGCUACACUAUCCCGGCGAACACCAUGCUCUUCGUCAACACUUGGUCCAUCGGAAGGGACCCCAACUACUGGGACAACCCGUCGGAAUUCCGGCCGGAGCGGUUCUUGGAGCCGGGCACGGAGGAAAACGGGUUCAGGUCGGGUCCAAACGUGGACGUGAAGGGGCAGCAUUUCCAGCUUUUGCCUUUCGGGUCGGGUCGGAGGGGUUGCCCCGGUCUAGCGCUGGCCAUGCAGGAGCUUCCGGCGGUGCUGGCGGCUCUGAUCCAGUGCUUCGACUGGAAGGUCGUCGGGUGGGGCGGGGAGAAAAUGAACGGUGGUGAUGCGGCGGUGGACAUGGAGGAACGGCCGGGCAUGACGGUUCCGAGGGCCCACGACCUCGUGUGUGUUCCGGUGGCCCGAUUUACUCCGGCAUGCAUCGUCGAUCAUGCGUAGGUCCGACAGCGAUGCGUGAUUUGAUUUGUAAGAAAAGCUAUAGGCAGUCGUUUUUGAUUUUAAUUUCAUGUUUUGGGGUGAUCAGGUUGUGGUGGAGAGCGUCCCUACGCUUCUUUGCCCCGUUCGGACAACUUUAAAAAUAUAUCACUUACCAUUUAAAAUAAAAGUACUUUCACAAAAAAAAAAAAAAAAAAGUGGUGUUUAAUUUAUAUUACAAU